Messenger RNA from Bombyx mori (domestic silkworm), 2561 nucleotides. Its product is annotated as meteorin-like protein. The record is from RefSeq and is a predicted model, not a curated record. The coding region runs from base 250 to 1254 and encodes 334 amino acids. NCBI's taxonomy places the organism in Eukaryota, Metazoa, Arthropoda, Insecta, Lepidoptera, Bombycidae. The transcript is spliced from 5 exons. Gene Ontology annotation, molecular function: hormone activity.
AAAUGACCACACAGCAUAGCUUCGAAUCAUCUAUCUCGCUUCGUUUCGGUUAGCGCCAUCUCUUUCAAAACUUAAAUCAGUUAGAAUUUGUUGUUCGUUUGGGGCUGACGUUCGUUCGUCUAUUGAAUUUGUUUACAUGUUGUAAACAAUUUGAUAUUUUAAUGGCAAAGACAUUUCUCUUGUAUAAUGUGACAAUCAAACAGUGAUCAGACUCUCCUUGUUUUUAAUAUCCGUGAAUAAUUAUUUAAGAUGAGAUUUGCGCGGCUGUUUUUCUUCGUUGUUUUGGUUUUGGGACUGUCGUGCAGUGCGGGGGCGGGAGUCAUUGGUGAUCAAUGCGACUGGAUUGGCAGUGGGCUGACGUCGAACGCCGAGCGAGGUGUUACACCCGUGUACCUCCGUUGCCGUGAGGGCAGCGUGUCCUGGAUGUACCCUCGGGGUGCCUUGCGUCUGUUGUUCCGCCCUCCACUACCAGCCGACGAACGGGACUUCAGAGUGUGCAUACGGGUCGUACGAAGACCGGACCCGCCCGACCUAUUUCACACCUUGCAGCUUAAUGAAACAGAAGCUGCGGACAGAUUCCCAGCGCGUUUGUUCGUAGAAGGCGCAAAGAGAUUAGAGCCUUUGUACGCACCUAACGACGGCGACCCGCGGGAGCUACGCUGUUUCCGGAGCAGAAAAGGCCGGGCCGCUUUGUACGUUGAGGCGGAACCCGAAGAUGGGCCCAAGAAACGAGUGGCCGCCUUAAAGUACGAAGCUCGAUUGCUCGACAAGAGACACUAUGAUCCGGCCACAUCAGAAUGCAGACCGUGCACCGAGGCCGAGAUGGAAUUAGCCUUCUGCACGAGCGAUCUAGUAUCUCGAGGAGUGAUUGUUGGAAGCGAACAGCGCGAGGAUUUGGAUACGACUCAACUGACUCUUCGACUGACCAAACUCAUCAGAGCCACGGCCAGGGAAAACGAACAGGACAAGAUAGAUCAAGAAAACGAUGAAUAUUAUAGGUACGACGUGGACAACGCUAUCGAGCACAAACCCCGCAGAAGGCACAGGGCUCGACGGAAAGAACGAAGUCUGCACGCGCACGUUCACGUCUCGUCCACGUGCGGAGCUUCCGCUGGUGCCGGAGAGUUCCUUGUCAUGGCCAGACGAAGGUUAGGCCGAUACUCACUUGUAUGCGCGCCCAGAGUUGAUGAUUGGGUACAGCUAGUUCUGAAGAGAAAUGCUGAUGGAACCGCUCAUUGUUUAUUACAACACUAAUUUAAGAUUUCCUAGCUGACGCGUUUGAAGUUACUAAGUACACUUUAAAUCGUAUGGGACCAAAAAUGAUAGUAAACAUUUCGGAAUUCGUAUUAAUUUAUGAAUGGCUCAUAAAAGCAAUUAAGAAGCGUUUUAGAUAAAAUAAAAUAAAUUUUAUUAAUCGAAAAUGAAAUUCAUGUAGCGAUUAAGGAUGCCUAACAAAAUUUCUGAGGAAUAGAUAAUAGUUUUAUGAGCAUUUACACUCGAUUCAGACCCCUUGCAAUUCAAAAUGUUAAUAAACUAAUAUUCCGAUUUAUGUAGUGAAAUACACGAGGAGUUUAGUAAUUUUGAUCCGAAUAAAAAAAAAUCGAUUAAUAUCAUGUAUAUUCCAUAUAAAUAUCAAUAUUAAUCAGUCUAUAAUAUAUUGACGACGCUUCCAAAGGUUUUAAUUGAAUUGUUGUAUUUUCAAUGUGUCUGUUGCUUGCCAUAUAGAAUCAAGCUUAUAGAAUAUUUUGUAGUUACGUUAUAAAAUUGUUAUUUGAAAAUGCGGUCCACAGUGCCAAAUUAUAAUAAGAUCUUCAUGUUACUAUAAUAUAGACGUAAGGUUGAUCUCAAGUUCUGUAUAUAAUAAUUAUUAAGACGGGGAAACAAAGCCAUAUUAAUGUUAUUCAAACAACAUGCUACAUUAGCGACAGCUAAUUUUAAAAUUUGCAUAGUUUUUGAAGGAAGUUUAAAAAAAAAUGGUAUGUAACCACAUCCUAAAACUAUUUCUAUUAAAUAAACCGAGAUUAAAUAUGCCAACAAAUUACAAAUAAAUUUUUGAGGAUCUAAAUUUAUUGAAAGCAAAUUGUAUUUUUUUUGUGUUAAGGUAUAAUAGUUUUAUUUCUAUACAAUAGACAUGAAAGUGACUAAUUUCAUUCCUUCAAAGUACUUUUAAACAAUUGAAAACUGAACUGACGAAAAAUGUACAUAAAUUAUGCACAUAAAUUACCAUCGUAAUUUAAAAAAAUAUUAUGUAAAAACAUUGUAUGUACGGUGCUAUUUGCAGAUCUUCCAUUCAGUAAGAUGCACAAAUAAAUUUAUAUUCAAAUAAGAUUCUAUUAUCAAUAUAUUAUCUGCUAUUAUUUUGUCACUAAGUAGUAAUAUAUUUGUAAAAAGAUAUUAUAAUAUAUAAAUGUCGACAUGUGAUAUAGAAUAGAUGAGUUAUAAUGAAUAAUCAAGUGCCUUGUAAAUAUAUUAUAUUUUAUUCGUGUUUUAUAUUAUAGAUUAUAUUAAUAUCAUAUAUAUAUAUGUAAAAAUACAAUCGUUGAAUAAAAUAUGUAUAAAUA